AUGUCCAAGGACAAGUUCACAGACACAGUGAUGAUGCUGCUGCUUCUACUGCUGCUGGUGGCCUUCGCAUCUGCCGAUCCUAGCUUCGAGGAUAUGGAUCGGAGUCCCAACCUAGGAGCUGAGGAUGUGGCAACCGCAGGAUCUCAAUUGGAUCCGAGUAAGCCACAACUGUUAAAGUUCCAAAAGGCACUCGGUGGUUACUCGGACUAUGAGUAUUACUUGGGUCCAAGACGCAGCACAGGUGAUUCCUAUGGUCCGGAUAAUGAGCUCGGAGCAGCCACAUCUGCUCUCAAAAUUCAUGGUGAAGGCAAUUUGGCAUCCCUGAAUCGACCUGUGAAUGGGAAUGCCCACAAACCAGUGUCCUGGUAUGGGGUAUACUCCGACAAGCCCAUGUAUCCCUCCAGAUCAUAUGAUCCCUAUAUACGUCGCUAUGAUAGAUUCGAUGAGCAAUACCAUCGCUCUUAUCCGCAAUACUUUGAGGAUAUGUAUAUGCAUCGUUCCCGCUUUGAUCCCUAUGACAGCUAUAGUCCCCGAGUUCCACAAUAUCCGGAUCCUUAUGUUAUGUAUCCCGAUCGAUAUUUGGACACACCUGCAGCCCGGGAUUAUGUGAAAUCACGACGUGCAUAUAUAGAUGAUCCCAUGGCAUUGCCUGAUUCGUAUAGGAAUAGCAAAUAUGAGUCUGCCAAGCUACCCGACCUGGCUCCUCCACCGGUACGGAAUGAGAGGAUCGUAUACUAUGCCCACCUUCCAGAGAUUGUAAGGACACCUUAUGACCUGGCUCGUCCAGAGGAACGCAACUCGGCUGCCCUGACAAUGGGAAAUGCUCCUUACAAACCAAACAAAAAGAAAGUCAAGACAAGUGCUAACAGAACCAAUAAUGCUACAAACUAUAAGAUAACGUUGUAG
This is a messenger RNA of Drosophila serrata, 906 nucleotides long. RefSeq lists its product as uncharacterized. The record is from RefSeq and is a predicted model, not a curated record. NCBI's taxonomy places the organism in Eukaryota, Metazoa, Arthropoda, Insecta, Diptera, Drosophilidae.